AUAAGAUCGCUUCAACUAAAACACGUGCUCUUUGUUUGUAAACAGUGAAUGCCUAUUUAUAGAGACUAGCGUCAUCCCAUCGUUCCUAUCGUGACGUCACGUCCGUAAACAAGCUUCGCGUACCCCAGCAAGCUUUGUCCAGGGUUCUAGAUAUUUCCACAAUAUUCGUGGCGAUUACGCGAAUAUUAGUCACUCCUUGGAUUCAUACAGACGCCCCAACACUCAGACAGACGUAUUCCUCUGUGUUUGAAUUCCAGAUUCCUAAAAUCAUCUGCCAUGGCAGAAAAAGGAGAAAACAGCCCUGAAACUUUGAACAACUUGAUUGACGCCGAGGUGAAUUCUGAAGGAGACGAAAAUGGCCUGAACAGUUCAAACAGCGAGACAGAGAACAAGAAACGUCGAACGCGCACCCCGAGUCCUCCCCAAGCGGCUGGUGUCCCAGGGUUCAUGGUGGCAGCUUCUCCCCCGAAGUUCGUGAGUUUUGAGCAGUUGAUGGAGGCAGCGAAUGGUGUGAGGAACAUGACACUCGCGCAUGAGAUUGUGGUCGAUGGUGACUUCAAACUGGAAACCCGCAAACCACAGAAAAACAGUGUUCAGUCUCAAGUACAGGAAGUAGUACACAAAGCAUUCUGGGACUUGCUGCAUGAAGAGAUCAGCCAGGAACCCCCAGAAUUCAAAAGGUCGCUGGUGCUUAUUGAAGAGGUUAAGGAGGUGCUGUUGUCACUCUUGCUACCCCAGCAUGUUCGAUUACGAGCCCAGGUGAAUGAAGUCCUUGACCUUGAGCUUAUUGAACAGAAGAUGGAGAACGAAGCGUUUGACAUCCACUACUAUGCUGACUAUGUAGUAGGCAUCAUGGGCCGACUGUGUGCCCCCCUGAGGGAUGACCAGAUUGCCAAGCUCAAGGGACAGAAGGAAGUUGUGCCUCUCUUCAAGGAGAUAUUUGAGGUUUUAGACCUGAUGAAGAUGGACAUGGCCAACUUCACCAUCCAGCAGAUGAGGCCAUACCUCCAGCAGCAGAGUGUGGAGUAUGAGCGCAACAAGUUCCAGGAAUUCCUCAAGACACAGGAUGAACAUGGGACAGAUGGCCUGCAGUUCUCGAAAGUAUGGCUGAAGCGAAGCUUCGAACAGCUGUUGGUGGAGGAAGAACCGUUGGGAGAGGGAGCCACUGCAGGGUCAAAAUUCACGCCAGCAUCUAUCAUGAAUGAGGCUUACAUGGAACUUCUACAGUGGAAGGAUGAUCAAGUGUUCCCAGAGACUCUACUGAUGGACCAGGGCCGGAUCCUGGAGCUGCGUGACAAGACUCGUCAGCUGACCCUGGUGGCGUCUGUGUUGCUGGUGACGUACAGUACUGUAGGGGCCCCCAUAGCCGGAAUACAGGACCUCAAGACUACACUCAAGUCCAAUAUACUCACUGUCAUUGGAGAAGAGAAAGAUUUCAAGAAGGUGAUUGUGUCUGUGGCUGAUCAGGUGAAGAAAGAUGUGAAUGAGUGCCUUGUCAAGCACGGCUUCUCCCAGCUGGACGAGGAGAAGGGAAAGUGUCUCAUGGGUCAGAUCUCAGAUGUUGCUGCUGAAGACCAUGCUGUCACAACUGUCAUGCACAAGAGGAUCUGUUCAUUCAUCAAAGGCUCCAUCACUUCCCGACAUACGGAGCCGCUGAAGGUUCCCGCGGGGUACUCCGCCUUCCAGACAGAGCUCAGCCAGAUGCUGGGACGCUUCCUGCGUCUUGUCUCCCACAACAGGUCCGUCUUCGGCGUGCACUACGCCAACAUCAUUGGCUCCCUUAUCCGCAAGCAGCAGGACCUGUCUCCGAGAUAAACAACCAAAGGAACAGUGAAUCUCACAAACAUUUUAGCAUCUACUAGACAAAAUUAUUUGUUCCAGACGUACAGCUGUCAAAGAUAUGUUUUCUUCAAUUAGAAAAAAGCCAUCCAAAUGUGUAGCAAGUCAGACAACCUAGCAUGAUCCAGAGGAGCCAUUGUACACCAUUGGUGUUACCCAACUUGGUUCGCAUUCCACAAAGUGGUCUUUGCAAUACAACUUUCAAAGAUUUUGUUUAAGUAUUGGAAUUAUCAUCAUCAAAGUGCCAAGACUGGAGGGAUGGGUCGUGGGGUAUAAGACAACCGUACUUGACCCUUAAACUCCCUACUUAGGGUAUAUGUUUCUCAAUGUCAAUGACUACUGGUUUUAAUUAUUGGAAGAUACUAGCGCUGUAUUGCCCUAUCAUGUAUGGCGACAUCCCGAGAGACCUGCCAUUUAUUAUAGAGAGGAGGCCUGUGAUUUUAAAUCCUCCAGCGUUAAUUUGUAAAGAUGUGACUUCUAGUUAAAAUGAAACGAAGUUAAUCCUGACACAUAGUCAACAACAAACUCUUCCUUCCAGACAACUGCUUUUAGGAAAGUUUACUUAUUAAAGGGACAUUUCCCCCAAACCUAUGACUUUUUAAUCCCAUAUCUGUUGAUCCAUUAUUUUAAUUGCGAAUGGUAGUGUCCAGAUUGAUAGGAUUUCACUGUAUAUGUGUAAUAUAUUUGUUGUCCUUCUUCUGAUGCCAAAUUGCCAAUUGGAGGAAAAUUAAUCCCCCUUAAAAUGGAAAUGGAAUUAUAUAAUUUAAAAAUACUUCCACAUCUGACAUCAAGGUAUAUCAUGUUUUGUAUCUUUACACUUGUAUUUGGCAUUUCAGUGAUUGCCCAAAUCUGAAUUUCAUGAGUAUCUGUCCUGAGUAUAUUUAAUGCAGCAUCUGUUGUAAUUUCAUUCCGAGUUAUGCAGUGAUGUUGCUUGGCAGUGUCUGGUGUACAUAUCAAGUCAGAAUCACAAGCAGCCUUUUGUAUCAUCUUGCAGGGAAUCAAUCAGAAUGGAUUUUCCACAUAGGUCCAGGGAGUCAGUUCCCAGAUACGUGUCUGGUUGUCAUAUAUUAUUAUUAUUAUCAUUCAUUAGAACAAAGAAGCAAAAUGUGAUACAACCUGCCAAAUAGGUGACUGAAUGUUGGGUAACACUGCUGUGUAACAAGAAGACGAUCUCGUGUGUUUGGGCAUCAUGUUACAAUCCUGUCCUUUUCACACAGUCUGCAGCUUGUCAGUCAGGUUUAGCAUUAUCAUAGAGCAAGAACUUGGUAUCCAUCGGCAUUGAGAAGAUGAAUAUGGUUUCGUAGAUACAUAAAGCCGUAGGGUUUCGGAACAUUGACAUGGUCAGGUUUCAACUUGCCAGAAUACGAAAGGAUAGUUUGAUAGUUAUGAAGCCAAAAAUGUUCUUUGUGGUGAAACUGUCAUAGGGUUUUAGAAGAUUGACAUGGUUAGAUUUCAACUUGCCAGAAUAUGAAAGGAUAGUUUGAUAGCUAUGAAGCCAAAAAUGUUCUUGUGGUGAAACUGUUGGUUCUUAGCGGUCAGGAAAGUGAAUUGUUCGCUGUUGUGAAGAUGUUGCUGGGAUUAUAAUGUUUUUUAUUGUUUGCCUCAAAGGAGAAAGCUGUAAGUCUUACAUUGGAGUGUUAUGCUGAUUCUGAGAAUCGUCAUGUAACCUUGUGUAGUCAACAAUGUGCCGCGGUUGUCAACACGCCGUGUCUCCCCACAUUGUACAUCUAACCUUGUGGCUAAUGUUGGUCAGAACAUGAUUUUUCAAAUUGUAUUUGUUUACACCAUAUAUGUUCAUCAUGACAGUAUUGUAACAGAGUGCUAUUGCAUGAAAGUUUCCUAAAGGACUGGGUAGUGUGUGUAUAGCUCACAGUGGGGCUGGGACGAGUCCACGUUUACUGCUGAGGUUCCCGACCCUUAUUACGCGACUCUACCCAGGCACCCACUGUAGGUCACAAGAGUAGGGUACAUAAUGUCCGACUGAGAAUUGUUUUAAUGGCGCCCUGGCAAAACUUAUUUAGACACACGUAUAAAACAAUCUUGUCUUGCAUACACUGAAGUUGACAGAAGCUUAUCUUUAUUCAAACAUAUAAAGGUCAGAAAAAAUGAGUACAUUGUCAGAAACAAAGAGACUUGUAGUGUAACCAUGAAGUUACAGUGAUUUUUUUGUCACGGGACUAACGUGACUAACCACGGGUCUGAGUAGUCCUGUGGGUACCUGGGUCCUUCUCGGUACCCACCCGACCUGAGUACCUGAGUUACCCGUCCCAGCCCUAGGUCGCAGAGCAUGUUGCAGCAGCAAUGGAGGGAUUGUGCCACAACACUUUGGUUUACGUUUGUCAGAACAGCCAUCUUGUCUUUCUCACCUUUUCAGUAUGAUUUUCUGAUCAGGAACAGAUUACCCUGUUUAGCUACUUCAUAACUUUAAAUGACUUGAAAAACGUGCGGGGUCAUAGAAACUAUGUGCAGGGUUUCAUCAAUUAGGGUGCAAGUGAUCGACGAUUGUGGGUUCGAAUCUAAGAUUCACCCCAAUUAUGUUUCAAUUUCAAAGACCUGCAUCACUUUGGGCUUUCCUCCCAAAUUAUGUACUGUGUCCUCUUGACAUGAUAUGAUUGAAAUACUGUUCAAAAUGACGUUAAGCCAUACUCACUCACUCACUCACUUAUUCAAUGACCUGUAUUGUGUAAACAAUUUUUAGCACCAGAAAAGAUAACAAGACCCUUGUGUGUUUUUUAAAUCAUGGUUGUUAUCAAAAUUGUGGUUGUUUCGAUCCUUGCACAUAGAGCGAUGUGAUACAAAUUUCACUUAUGCAAUACCAUUUGAUUACAGUCCAUUUCUUUUACACGACAUAAUGAAGAGGUUGUGACUCUUGUUCAAAUAUUGAUUUAUAUAGAUCAUGUAGAUUACAGAGAAUUUUUCUAUUGAAUGUCUUAAAUAAUCUUAUUUCAGAAGGGUGUAAUGUUCCGUAUCACAUGAGGAGUGUUGUAUUACCAGUAGUGUGUUGUAUGAUGCUGUAUAGCAUAGACGGUGCUAAUGUUGUGUAUAGUGUGACUGUUUGAUUGGCAUUCUAGAAGUUGGUAAAUAAGUAAGAUAACCGUACAACUCUAUGGAUAACAACUUCUGGUUUAUUGCAUAUAGCGACGUUUCGAUGUAGAUUCUUACACCGUUAUCAAGCUGGAGUGUAUAGUGUGGCUCAAUAGAUGGAGAUGUCACAUUCAAUGUAUACCUGCAACAACCCAUAUCAACUUUAUCAUUCAAAUGUUAUGUGUAUAUGAUACUUUAAAUCUUGAAAUUAACACGAGCGUGAAUUUAAUGCGAAAAAUGCGAGUGGUCUUUGCUCGCAUUAAUUAACUUUGCAUUUAUGUCUUCAAAUGACUAUCAUCAAUCAGACGGCCUCACUGCACACUUUGGAUAGCGGAAAUACCAACUUGAAUAUAAACACAAACACGGUUUAUUGAGCAGUUGUAACAAGUAUAUAACAAUGUCAUUCAAAGAAUAGGACUUACACAAUGGGCAUCCGGUGAGUGAUCACUGCUGGGGUCAAGAGUGCAACCACUCGUGUCAAGCUUGUUGACACCUUCUCCCCAUACCUAUCAGUGAACUGUUGUUGGCUCAAUUAGUUUGUUUUCUUUUAACUUCCUAAUGCCACUCAACAGAGUAAACUUAUAAACUGUGUGUUGUUUUAAGGAAAACAAUGUAUAUUGUUUUUACGGAAGUGCUCUACUCAGCGAUAAUAAGCAGUGCUAUUUGCUGUUUGAUUGGAUUAAGGUAAGGAUAUGUAUCAUUCCACUGGGGAUGGGGUGGGGGAGUCGCAUUGAUAUUGAUUCGCAUUUUUGGCUAGGGGUCAGCAGUCAUAUUAAUUUGGAAUCUCAUUAAUUUCCAGAUUUACAGUAUACGUCUUCAUUUACAUAAGUCAGUCACAAGAAGGGAUCGUCUUUCAACCGGAUCCAUUCAGGAUGCCAUGUCUCAUCUUCAUCAAUUUAGUCAAUCAUGCCUUUGAUUUAGAAGGCGAAAAUAAGUUUU
Messenger RNA from Haliotis rufescens (red abalone), 5862 nucleotides. RefSeq names its product T-complex protein 11-like protein 1. Gene Ontology annotation, biological process: signal transduction. Bases 277 to 1815 code for a protein of 512 amino acids. The transcript has 10 exons. The record is from RefSeq and is a predicted model, not a curated record. Lineage: Eukaryota; Metazoa; Mollusca; Gastropoda; Lepetellida; Haliotidae.